GUCUAGAGAGUGAAUUCAUCCCACUUUCCUUCCUCCUGAUAAUCCAACCCGAACCUGCCACCAAAGUCACAGCAGAGCCGACUUUCUUUCACACCUAAUUGCCGACCUCCUUGGAUUCUCCCGUCGCCGAUUUUAGACCUGCAGUCCAGCUCCGGCUCUUGCUCACUACAAUCCGCCUUGACCCCCUGCCAAAGCCUCUGCGGCGCACCUCCCAACCGCCAUCAUGGAUUUUAGAGGCCUGCGCAUGACGGUGGUGCUCAAGCAGCCCUCCGGGUACGCUGUGGAAGGCAUCGUCUCUUCCAUUGUCCCUGGUCAGCUGCUUGCUUUGGAGCAGGUUCGUGUUUUCAAUACUGGCGAACAUCUGCCCAGAAUCGAGCUCAACCCGGACAACAUCUUGGACAUCAGAGAGUACCGCGAACCUCCUCCGCCCGCCUACACCACUCCCUUGCCCGAGCCCCUACCGCUCGCCCCACCGACUCAGCCAGCCGGCAAUGCCACCUUUCAAGAUCCAGCUAUUCUCAGUAUGGGGCGACCCCCCGGCCGUAAGGAUGCCAACAUCGGAGAGAAGCGCGACCCCCUGCCGGCAGUCUCUGUUCCUGCGUCGGCCCUUGCCCACCAGACCGCAAGCCCCGUCAAUCCCCUGGCACGAAGUGUAGGCGGACUGAGCAUAGCGCCUCCCGAAACGGCGGCUUUGGACACGACAGAGGACGAGCUCGCAGGCGGCGCUACGCCCACCGGCCCUGCGCAGUCUGCUUCUGCCAAGGCCGGCAAGAGACCUCGCCAACGCCAACGGAAGAGCGCCAAGGGGACUACACGAAGAGUGGACGAGAACGCGCCGCCAUCCGCCUCCAAAUCAGCCACCCAGGGGGACGGCUGGCGACAAACACCUAUUCUCGAGUCCACCAAGUCCUUCCAGCCCUUCGCCUCUCUGAAGAAGCAGAAAGGCCGUGUUGCGCCGAAUGCAGACAAUGGCUGGAUGUCCGAGGACGUUACCGACGUGCAAGAAGCUGCUGAAUUUGACUUUACUGAAAACCUCGCCAAGUUUGACAAGAAGACUAUCUUCGAGGAGAUGCGCCAACAAGACCAGGUCGACGAUGCAGAUAGACUCGUAUCUCACAACCGUCUGCCUAAGCCGAAGCCAGGGACCGCAGGUGGCAAGAACCUGCACUACACUGAGAAUGUGCUCGAACUCCCGUCAGCCCUAGCAGCCCUGAAACUCAAGGAAAUGCCCGAUGACUUUUGGAAGAGCGAGGCAGAUGAUGCGACCAUAAAUGGGGGCGAGCGUCUAAGCGGCAGGGAGGGAAGCGGGAGAACAUCUCGCCUCAGGGGUGAAUCUCGAAUGUCCACGAACAGACGGUCGCGUUCUCGCAAGGCCAGCACCACGCACAGUGUUGUCGGUGCUCCUAGCAGAAUAAAUUCUGGCGCAAGGAUCGCUGUAUCUCAGCAUCAGCCGCCCACGCCUACAAACAUGCGCCCGCAGCCACCUACAGUAGCAAACACACAAGGCUUCUACUCCAUAUCCACAAACCGCCGUAUCGAGACGGUCACCCAUUUACAGAUGCUGAACAUUGAAAACAUUUCCCACAACGAGCUAGGUUUCAGUGAAGACCUGAUGGCAGAGAACGCAGGCCGGAGCAUCUCCGAGAUCACCCUGAUUGCCCUUGACGAUCCUGCUAUCCAGCUACGGAACGCCGUCGCCCCAAUGCCAGUGACUCCCACUAUUGUCAUUCUAGCCGGCAACAAUAAGUCCGGUGCUCGAUCAAUCGCCUGCGGUCGCCAUCUUCGCAAUCAUGGCAUCAACGUCUUCGUUUGUGUUGUUGGAAUUGAGAGAGAGAAAGAGCUGAUGGAUGAAGUUCGAAGACAAAUACGACUAUUCCGCAGCUUUGGUGGUGUGGUAUCUUCCAAGGCCCAACUAUUCGAGAAUCUGAGCAAGAACACCAAAUCACUGGAUGCAUCGGCACAAGUCUCCGUCACCUUGAUCAUCGAUGCCCUUCUUGGCCUCUCGAUAUCUUUUGAGGAACUGCGCAAAAGCGAUCAGGCCACGACAUAUGAGCUGAUGGAGUGGGCGAACCGCAACGAGGCUUUUGUCGUGGCCAUCGACAUUCCCAGCGGCAUUGAUCCCACGAAUGGCAAGGUCAACAUCAUCGAUGGAGCCAAGCUCUACGUGCAGCCCCGUUAUGUAAUUGCUCUCGGGGCGCCCAAACAAGGUCUACUCAAAGCUGUGGAGCUCGGUGAUGAGCAAGCAGACGAUAUCACAAUCGACGAGUGGAAGAUCUUCCUUGCAGACAUUGGUCUUAGCACAGCUAUAUGGCGAAAGGCAGCAACGAAGCUCCGUCGGGGUAUCGAGUUCGACGGCAAAUGGAUGAUGGAGCUACGUUACCAGCGCCCGCAAACAGAUGAAGAUCUCGACUAGAAGCGAGUUCGCGUUUCGCUGGGCAAUCAUCCUACUGGUUCGGACGACGAUCUUGGUGAUGAUCAUGAUACGAAUAAAGAUAAUUCGUGGCAGUUCUGGCAUGGUGUUGAUGGCGAUGAGAAGUGCGAAAAAGCUGAGCAUUGACUGAUACCCCCUUAUUUUGAUUGACACCGCAUUUUACUAGGCGUACGUGGGCGGAGAAAUCGUCUUGGUUUUCAAGACAGAGAUGUCAGUGAUAUGACUGGCAUGCUCAUAUGAUAUAUGAUACUUAGCGCUUAUUUUUCAAUGAUAUAUACUCGUACGAGUAACAAGCGUUCU
Messenger RNA from Truncatella angustata, 2731 nucleotides. Its product is annotated as YjeF N-terminal domain-containing protein. The transcript has 2 exons. Lineage: Eukaryota; Fungi; Ascomycota; Sordariomycetes; Amphisphaeriales; Sporocadaceae. Gene Ontology annotation, biological process: deadenylation-independent decapping of nuclear-transcribed mRNA; P-body assembly. The record is from RefSeq and is a predicted model, not a curated record. The coding region runs from base 224 to 2413 and encodes 729 amino acids. Gene Ontology annotation, cellular component: P-body. Gene Ontology annotation, molecular function: mRNA binding.